Messenger RNA from Penicillium taxi, 456 nucleotides. RefSeq names its product 60S ribosomal eL33 domain-containing protein. The transcript has 6 exons. Gene Ontology annotation, cellular component: cytosolic large ribosomal subunit; ribosome. Lineage: Eukaryota; Fungi; Ascomycota; Eurotiomycetes; Eurotiales; Aspergillaceae. The record is from RefSeq and is a predicted model, not a curated record. Gene Ontology annotation, molecular function: structural constituent of ribosome. Bases 1 to 456 code for a protein of 151 amino acids. Gene Ontology annotation, biological process: cytoplasmic translation; ribosomal large subunit biogenesis.
AUGCCUUCGGAACAAGGUCACCGCCUCUACGUUAAGGGUCGCCACCUUAGCUACCAGCGUGGAAAGCGCAACACCAACCCCAACACCAGCUUGGUCAAGAUUGAGGGUGUUGAUGAUUCCAAGGCUGCCACCUUCUACCUCGGCAAGAAGGUCGCUUUCGUUUACCGUGCUAAGCGUGAGGUCCGCGGUUCCCACAUUCGGGUGAUCUGGGGCAAGGUCACCCGGCCGCACGGAAACUCCGGCGUUGUUCGCGCCAAGUUCCGCAACAACCUCCCCCCAAGUCCUUCGUGGGCGGAUUACCUCUUCUUCGCGCAGACGGAUCUGCAGAUGGAACACCCAAUGGGAGGAAAACUGUUGGAUUCUGGGAUCAAUGAUUCUGACGACUUGGAGAGGAAGGGAAAGGCCUUCGGGGAUGGAGUGAGAGAUGUCGGGUGGUGUAUCCUGUUAAAUCGGUGA